AUGAAGAGAGUCCUCUCCACAGCAGAUGUGCCACAACAGUUUCUGCAAGCUGCCUAUCUUGUGGGUCACGUUCCACUAAAGGCGCUGGAAGCCGACCCCCGCGUUUCCUAUAUGCUCUAUAUCCCCCCAGCGCAUUACGACAGCGACACGAAUUCCAGAAAGCUCCCUCUAUUAGUCUGGAUUCACGGGACUCGGCGCCGACUCGGCGCUCUGGAGGAUGGAGAUCUCGUCGCAUUCGCAAACUCAACACCAUGCGCUAUUCUCGCUCCGAUCUUCCCCGCGGGACUUGACGGGCCAAAUGAUCUGGACUCCUACAAACUACUACGAUCCACGACCUUUCGGUCGGAUCUCGCACUGUUAUCCAUGCUGGAUGAGAUUUCACCACGGUGGCCUGGAAUUGCCACCGACAAAGUGUUCAUGCUCGGGUUUUCAGGUGGUGGCCAAUUCGUCCACCGAUUUCUCUAUUUGCACCCCGAGCGAUUACUAGCUGUUAGUGUUGGUGCACCUGGUCGCGCGACCGUGUUGGAUGAGAGAUAUCAAUGGCCUCUGGGCAUUGCGGAUGUCCAGAAGCUAUUUGCUCGAACAAUCAACAAAGAGCUUAUCCGCGAUGUUGCCGUUCAGCUGGCUGUUGGCGACGAGGAUAAUGAAGUGCAUGGUGGUAAUGAUUUCUGGACAUGGCUUCAGAAGGUUCAAGGGAAGGAGUCCGAUACGACGAGACAGAUUACAAACCAAGGAAGACUACAAGUAGUACGACAUCUGCACGCUGCUUGGGCAUCGGAUGAUAUUAAUUGUCAAUUGGAUGUUGUGCCAGGAGCUGCUCAUGAAGCCGGGAAAAUACGACCAUCUCAGCUGCAAUUUUUGGGAUACUUGAUGCAGGUUGCUAUUGAAUGA
Penicillium malachiteum is the source of this 891-nucleotide messenger RNA. RefSeq lists its product as uncharacterized. The transcript has a single exon. Bases 1 to 891 code for a protein of 296 amino acids. NCBI's taxonomy places the organism in Eukaryota, Fungi, Ascomycota, Eurotiomycetes, Eurotiales, Aspergillaceae. The record is from RefSeq and is a predicted model, not a curated record.